AUUUGAGCCAAGACAAGCUUCAAUCUCGAUUGCAGCAUGCAGGGAGUCGGAAAAUCACUUGUACAUGAGAAGUCAGGACGCCCUAAGGCUUCAAAUCAGCUCGCAUCUGCUUGUUGCCCGUUGUGAGGCACUCUUGAGAGCAGGAUUUAAGCUCGAAGAUUAGUCGGCACAUAUUUUUAGUUGGCCAAGAAGAGUCCUCGCUGCUGACAUGAAAUCCAGUCUUUUAUUGUUUUUGAACAGCGACACUUGCUUGUUGUAAAACGUUCUGGGAAAGUAAAGUCUGCUGCUACCAGGCCAUGCAAGCAGCACCUCACCCUGUAGGUUUGAAAGGCCGUCGCGGGAAUUGAAACCGAGUGUGCCUCGUAGAAGGUCGUCCUAUUAGCAAAGAAGCAAGAAUUGUCACGACCGUUCCAUCAGUUUGAAAGAUAGAAGCCAUAAUACCGGAGUAUACGCUUGUUCUGAGUCCAGAGUUUGCGGAAGAAAGAUCCAAAACUCACUACUCAAAUCACUGAACUUCUAAUCUCCGAGCUUCAGAAGGGCAGCAUGCCUAUCUUGUACUCCCUUGUGGCACGGGGCACUGUGGUGCUCGCAGAGUUCAGCGCCUCGGCCGGCAAUGCGAGCUCCAUUGCUCGGCGCAUUCUCGAGAAGUUUCCUGAGGGUGGGGACACGCGGGCCUCCUACUCCCAGGAACGACAUAUCUUCCACAUCUUGCGAUCAGGAGGGAUCAUCUACCUCUGCAUGGUCAACGACGCCUUUGGAAGGCGGAUACCGUUUGCGUUUCUGGAGGAGAUCAGCACGCGCUUCUCCAAGACGUACGGCCGCGUCGCGCAGACCGCGCUCGCGUACGCGAUGAACGACGAGUUCUCGCGCGUGCUCUCGCAGCAGAUGGAGUACUUCUCGACUAACCCGAAUGCCGACACCAUCAAUCGGGUGCGGGGGGAGAUUGCUGAGGUCAAGAGCGUAAUGGUUGAGAACAUAGACAAGGUCCUGGAGCGGGGCGAGAAGAUUGAGCUGCUGGUCGACAAGACGGACUCCCUGCAAGGCGACGCGUUCCGGUUCAAGAAGCAGUCGCGGCGCCUCAAGCAGGCCAUGUGGCUCAAGAACGCCAAGCUGACGGCUGUGUUGACGGCAGUGAUCCUAUUGGUGCUGUACAUUUUCAUCUCUCUAAUAUGCGGCGGCCUGUCUCUGAGUAGCUGCAGAUAAGCUUUUGCAGGAAGGCAUGUCCUGAACCAUUUUGUACAUAGAUGAAUCAAGGAAAAGGGGGACGAUAUAAGCAAACGGCCGCCAUGAUUUACAAACAAGUUUUUCCAUUGACGAGAGCGAGUGCUAUCCGACAAAGUGAGCAAGUUGCUGAUUCUGCGGAUCGAGCAUAACGUGUACGUAGGUAAAUAGGGCGGGGCUUGAUCUUAUAUGUGUUUCAACACGGCAGACGCGAAAAUUGCUCUAGCAGAAGGUCCUUCCGGGCCCAAGUCGCUUAGACCUGGACGUGUUGCCAGAGUCCACGAUUGACCUGAUUGCAACUAAGUGAAUCCGAAGUGCUGGUGC
Messenger RNA from Klebsormidium nitens, 1545 nucleotides. The record is from the annotation of a GenBank genome assembly. Lineage: Eukaryota; Viridiplantae; Streptophyta; Klebsormidiophyceae; Klebsormidiales; Klebsormidiaceae.